Messenger RNA from Histoplasma mississippiense, 2055 nucleotides. RefSeq lists its product as hypothetical. NCBI's taxonomy places the organism in Eukaryota, Fungi, Ascomycota, Eurotiomycetes, Onygenales, Ajellomycetaceae. The record is from RefSeq and is a predicted model, not a curated record. The transcript has 3 exons. Gene Ontology annotation, biological process: L-arginine biosynthetic process. The coding region runs from base 1 to 2055 and encodes 684 amino acids. Gene Ontology annotation, molecular function: arginine binding; L-glutamate N-acetyltransferase activity, acting on acetyl-CoA as donor. Gene Ontology annotation, cellular component: mitochondrial matrix.
AUGUACGAUGAGCCGAGUGACAUCGUGCGGCUGGUCUCGACGGUCAUUGUGAGCGAAUCGGAGCACAUCCCUGUUCUUGCUAUCAUCGAUUUCUUUUUCAGCCUGCUCAGCUCAGCAUCAACAAAACGAGAAGCCCAAUCAUAUCUCUCCCGCUUCAAAGCCGAAAAACCAGAGCCUGCGAAGUCCCCACCAGAGCAGAGUGCUAUGGGCUAUCCCUCCACCAAUUUUGUCCAAUCAGGGGUGAACUUAGGGGGAGGGAUGUUUGGCAUGGCGGGAGUUAUUGAUAAUCAUGCGAUGUUUCGACAAGAAUCUGCAUUGGGGAAAUCACUGCCAAUAGAAACGGUGUCAGAGGAAACAUUACACAUCGCUCUGGUAAAAAUUCGUGAGCCGCAAUUGCUAAACGACCAGACACUUGGAGAGGUUGGACGGACACUGUCACAGCUUUCCUUACUUGGGAUGUCCUGCUGUGUUGUGAUUGACCCCGGCCUCCCUCAAAGCGACACAUUUUGGAGAAACCGGUCAAUCAAACAGGCUGACCGUAUGUUAGCAGCGAUUGAGAAAAACGGCGUGGACUCUAGGCGACUGGACGAUGUGAUACGCCUGGCACCUUCUCCUAAACAUGCGCUUUCAGUAGUGUCUAGAGAGUUAAUUCUUUCUCCCCUCCGUCGGGGAAAAAUUGCUGUGAUUCCUCCCAUUGGCUACACGGAAGGCACUCUUCGAGCGGUACCCGUUCUUGCAGAUGACGUUGUGUUGGCAUUAACCAGGGAGUUCACGGGGUUGGGUGUCAAAGCGCGCCCUGAGGACAAUCCUCAUGAACUGGCCCGGAGGAUAUCCAAGCUCCAAAAGGAAGUCUCUGUGGACAGGCUUAUUAUUUUGGAUCCUGCUGGGGGCAUUCCGUCCCUGAAAAGAGCUUCAAAAUCACACGUUUUCGUGAACUUGGAACAGGAAUUUGAGGAGAUCACUAACGAACUAAGAGAAGGAAUGGCCGCUGGUGAUUCACUAGUUACGGGCGAUAAAAAUGAAAAUGGGCAGCAAAUACUUUCCCUGGAAAAAUCUAAUCCCCUUUCCACAGUUGUAGAGAGGGAAGGUGCUGCAUCGUUACCUAGUGAACUACAGGUUACCUCAAGUGAUCGAAGUAGUGUUCACAUUCCUGAUUUUGAGAGACAUCUGGACAAUUUAACACUGUUACAUAACGCACUUACGUACCUUCCACCAGCAUCCUCCGGCAUUAUCUCUAUACCCCAAGAUGCAACGAAUUCGGCAAGCGAACCGCGAGACCCCUCACAGUUAUCCACCGUUGCGACCAGACGAAAGCGGAACCCUUUAAUCCACAAUUUAUUGACGGAUAAACCCAGCCAUUCCGCUUCCCUACCUGCGGGGAGACUACGCGCCAACAACGGCUGUUCAUCACAAAAUAAUUUCCAAGUGAUGCAUUCGACGUUUGUUAAGAAGGGGAUGCCCCUGACGUUGUUUCCCGACCCACGAGUGCAUAUUUGGAAACCUCCAAUAAAUGGAAAAUCCCGGAUGACACUUAAUGAUCCACAUAUCGAUCUACCUCGCCUCGUCCAACUAAUUGAAGACUCUUUCAAUAGAAAACUGGAUGUCCAGCACUAUCUCAACCGCGUCAGUGACCGUUUAGCCGGUUUGAUUAUUGCAGGCGAGUACGAAGGCGGGGCCGUUUUAACCUGGGAACUACCGCCAGGUGUGCCCAACGAUGGAAGUGAGGAGAGUCGAUCACGAAUGGUUCCCUAUCUUGAUAAGUUUACCGUUCUAAAGCGGAGCCAGGGGGCGGGCGGCGUGGCGGACAUUGUAUUUAAUGCGAUGGUUCGUACGUGUCUGCCCAAGGGUGUGUGCUGGCGCAGCCGUCGCGAUAACCCAGUGAAUAAGUGGUAUUUUGAGCGGGCUCGAGGGACGUGGAAGCUUCCCGGGUCGAAUUGGACAAUGUUCUGGACAACUGAUGGAGUGCUGGAGGGCGAUAGGCUAUUUCGGGAUUAUGAGGGCGUUUGUCGUGGAAUUGAGCCCAGCUGGCUAGACAAUAAACAUGUGGUUGAUUAA